This is a messenger RNA of Meloidogyne enterolobii, 1980 nucleotides long. The record is from the annotation of a GenBank genome assembly. Lineage: Eukaryota; Metazoa; Nematoda; Chromadorea; Rhabditida; Meloidogynidae.
ACAAAAAUGUCGCAACCAAAUUCAAGAAAUAAUUCAAUAAACGAUGAAUGUACUCCUUUACUCAGUGCUUGUUCAUUACCUUCAAUGCUCAAUGAACCUUUGACCAAUGAACGACAUGAAGGAGAAGAUGAGGAAGUUGGAAGAGAAAAUAGCCCUUUUAUGCCUGAAAAUGAGGAAAGAAAUAUUUUGUCGUUUCAAGCUUCAACAUCUCAAUCUGUUGAACAAUUGAAUAGAAGUCCUCGAAGACGUAAUCGACAUUCUAAUAAGAGGAAUAGACGUCGUAGAAGGAUUUAUAGUGACACUGACUUAUCUAAAAUGCGCCCAUUAAUUCUCUCACCAUUUAUGCCUACCUUUGCAACCCAAAUUUCUGUUGAUGCUCAAAAUAGACGUCCAACAAAUACUAGUCUACAAGGUAUUCGGACAAUAUCAACAGCUCCUCAACAACCAACAUCAGCAACUGUAGUGCCUACAAAUAUUUUUUUACCAAAAAGUGGAGGUGACAAAUUAACUGUUAAAAAUGAGACGCGUAGUAAUCAAACAAGCAAGUAUGGCUCUGUUCCAGCAAUUAAAGUAAAUAAUGUUGUUACUGAACAAAUGUUGCAUCAAACAAUACAUGAAGGUGAAAUGGAAUCUGUUGAGUCUGAUGAUGAAGAUAAAAGUAGUAGCAGUAGUAGUGAAUCUUCUUCUUAUACUCGUUUUUCUGAAUUGACAAAAAAGCAAUUGGCAACCAUUGGAAUGUUAGCAGUAGCUAAUCUUUGCAGCACAAUAGCUUUUAGUUGUAUUGCGCCUUUUUAUCCUACGGAAGCUGAAUUUAAAGGUAUGAAUACCUCAGAGAUUGGACUUAUUUUUGGUAUUUUUGAGUUGGUUAUGUUUAUUACUGCACCUUUUCUUGGAAAAUAUAUGGCUUCUGUUGGCUCAAAAAGAAUGUUUAUAACUGGCCUUUUAAUAACAGGCAUUACAGCUAUUGGUUUUGGAACUUUAAAUCUUUUACCUGCCGGAAGAAUCUUCUUUUGGUCUUCUUUAGUUAUUAGAUGUCUUGAAGCUUUAGGUGAUGCUUGUUUCGUUACCUCUUCUUUUGCAAUAAGCGCAAAAUGCUUUCCUGGAAGAAUUGCGACGAUUGUUGGCAUAAUGGAAACUUUUGCUGGUCUAGGAUAUACAGCGGGUCCAAUAAUUGGAAGUGUCCUUUAUGAAUAUGGCGGGUUUCAACUACCUUUUUUCGUUCUUGGCGUUUUGUUAAUUUUUGCUACAGCUGUUUCUUAUUUUUUAAUUGAAAAUAUUGAUGACGAACCAACAGAAGAUGCAAUGGGAAUGCUUUCAAUGCUUCGAAUUCCUGUUAUUUGGUUAAUGGUUUUUGCUGUUAUUAUUUGUGCAAUAUCUUUAUCUUUCUUUGAUCCGACUUUAGCUGGACACCUUGCUCAGUUUAACUUAUCAACAAUAAUGGUUGGAUUUAUGUUUCUUCUUUGUGGAGGAUUUUAUUGUGUGACUGCCCCACUUUGGGGUUUUAUAUUAGAUCGUUGGCAUUGUUGCAAUUUAUUAAUGCUUUUUGGUUCUACAGCAACGAUUUUUGCAAUGCUUUUUGUUGGACCUUCUCCUUUUUUGGAUAUUGACAAAAAUCUCUUUUUAAUUGGUGUAUCUCUAGCAAUUUUGGGAAUUGCAGCAGGUGCUCUCUAUAUUCCAACAUUUCAAAAUUGUCUUGACGCUGUAAAGGAAAAUGGAUAUGAUGACUCAUUUCAAACAUACGGGUGUGUGUCUGGUGUUUUUCAAUCUGCAUUUGCCUUUGGAGCUUUUAUCGGUCCAACAUUAGGUGGCCUUUCUGUACAAACUUUUGGUUUUCCUUUAACAACAACUUUUAUUGCUGGGAUUAACCUUGUUUUUGUCUGUACUUUAUUAAUCUUUUUUUCUGUCAAACGAAUGUCAAAAAGAAGAGCUUCAUGUUCUGGUGUAUCGAGUGACAGGGAAAACAAUUUAAAUUCACUUUAA